AUGAUUUACACUGAAGAGAUGGAAAAUGAAGAAGACAGAGAUAUGGUUAUGUUGCAUUUAGUCAGAAGAAACAACAAAAGCUUUUACGACCUUGCUAAGAUUUACAAAUCUGACAGAAAUUGGUUCUAUCGCGAAAACUUACCGAUUUCAAUGACACCGAAUGAAGAUGUUAAACAGAUAGUUCAAGAUACGUUACCUCAAACACACUAUGAUAUGAAAGGUUGUACAAUACUUACCUUCAAAGAAGACUUACCGCUACUGAAAGAAAAAAUAACAGAGUAUUUUGACAACUUCAAACAAGCAGAGUAA
Trichomonas vaginalis G3 is the source of this 309-nucleotide messenger RNA. RefSeq lists its product as uncharacterized. The record is from RefSeq and is a predicted model, not a curated record. The coding region runs from base 1 to 309 and encodes 102 amino acids. The transcript has a single exon. Lineage: Eukaryota; Parabasalia; Trichomonadida; Trichomonadidae.